AUGGCUGAUGAGAUGAAUGGUACUCAGCUGAUAGUUGGUGAGAGGCUGGUGGCUUUGCUGGAAAGCGGCACAGAAAAAUUGCUGGUGAUUGACAGCCGCCCCUUUGUGGAAUACAAUACAUCACACAUCUUGGAUGCCAUCAAUAUCAACUGCUCCAAGCUCAUGAAGCGAAGGCUGCAACAAGAUAAAGUGCUGAUCACUGAGCUCAUCCAGCAUUCUGCAAAGCACAAGGUAAAGCAGUGAUGGGUGUUGGUGAAAUUCCUUUUUUUAAGAUGCACUUAUGCAUAGGUACAGAAUUAGAGGUGGAAGAUUGCCAGCGAAGACAUAUGAGCUCAGUUAGCAUAUAAUGUUAAACCCAAGCUAGCAAGCAAGUGUACAAGUGCACGGAGCAAAUGUUGUGGCUGCUUCACUUCUCCCCUGGUUCUGCUGCUGCCAUGUUACCCAAGACACAACAAAACAAAAUCCAAGGGAAGAUUAAUAUGGUCUGAAUUAAUAAUAAUAGGCAUAUAAAUAAGAGCUUUCUUUUGAAAAAUGUGCUAAAGUUUUUAAAAACUUGACUACAUCUGAUCAAUCCUCCCCAAUUAUUUUUUCCAGGUUGAAAUUGACAGCAAGCAAGAAGUUGUGGUGUAUGACCAAAGCUCAAAUAAUGUGGCUUCUGUUUCAUCUGACUCAUUCCUCACUGUCCUGCUGGGAAAACUGGAGAAAAACUUCAGCUCUGUUCACCUGCUUGCAGGUAGGAUCCUGGAAAACCAUAUGAGUGUGACACACAUAUGCAAAAAGAGAGAGGAGAGAGGCAGUGACUGUGCCAAUGUCACUCAGUGUGCUUCAUGGCCAAGUGGGGAUUUGAAUCCUGGACCAAAUCCAACACACCAACCAUGUUAGGGAAACAUUAGGGAAAUGGAAUAAACUGCCAUGUGAACUCAGUCUAGAUGGGCUGUUUGGCUGGUGCAACAAGCUCAUUAUGUUUGUGAGUGUUUGUGUGUUCACGACUGAUUAUUGUGUUAGAUUUCAGUUGUGUUUAUCCUUAAUGUAAUACUGUUGACAAAUGGCUGAGAUUCUACAUAUAGAGAACUGAUGCAGGAAGUGGGAGGGCUCUCCAAACUGCCGGAAUUUUGCAGGAGAGAUUUAAGAGUGUGUUAGAACUUUAGCUUUAUGCAAUUGAAGUGGAUUUAAGUACUCUGGGCUAGAGAUGUAAAAUUUCCAGAAAUUUUGAAGCCCUGAGAAAAAACCAUUCCCACCCUCCUGUUUUUUUCCAUAAAAAAAUGGAUAUUUUGGAAAAAUUGAAAAAAAGUUCAGUGUGGAGUAGUUUUACAAAUUGCGUGAAACGCAGUGUACAUAAAAGUAUUCUGCUUGCAAUAAAACAGGUAACCACCCGCCUUUCCCUCAAAAGUAACAAAAAAAACCAAGAAUCCAUCAACAUAAAAAAUAAUCAGAUUUGCCCCUUAGCACCAACAGCAAAUAAAGUUAAGAACCACCUCAAUAUUUAAGCUCCAUAGAAGGUCUACUCUUUGAGUGGUGCUUAAAAAACAAAACAAAAAAAAACAAGACACAACAUAUACAUGCAGUUUAUACUAUCUCAUUUUCUGAACUUCUAUCAUUUUCCAUUUCUUCUUCCUCUGCCACUUUGUCAUUUUUCUAAAAAAACAGCUUUGGGGGAAAACGGGGGGGGGGGGGGACGGGACUGUUUUUUCCAGGGGUUUUCCAGGCCUUCCCAUCUCUACUUGAGGACAGCCGGGGCAAAGUUACUAAAUAGUAUGUUGCACUAAGGCUCAAACUCUGUUUCAAAGGAAAAGGAGUGUGUUUUUAAAAUUGAAUUUGUUAUUAUAUAUUAUAAACCGCAUGACGGUAAAAGAGCUUCUAAACAGUUUACAAAAAUAUACAACAGAACAUUAAAAUGAUUGAUAAAACACAGUUAAAAGCAGGUAUUUAAGAGUAUUCAAAAGAUGAUUAAAGUCAGCAGUGGUUAAAAGGAAGUAAAUCGCAUGCAGCUUCUACUUCUUCAGAUGGGCUGCCGUAACAAAAAUGUUUUGAGCAGUUGCCGGAAAGAGUACAGUGAGAACACCUGCCUGGUGUCAGUUGGCAGGGAGCUCCAAAGUGGGGGUGCUGGAAGGCUGGGGGGGGGGAAUGGAAAAACUGGGGGGGGCAGGUUUUUUCCUGUUUUUUUCCAAAGCCAUUUUUUUCAGGAAAAAAUGGGGAGGGGGGAACAGUGUGUGGAAUAUUCAAACUACAUCAAACUAUUUUUUUCAAUUUUUCCAGAAAAAAAUGGCUUUGGAAAAAAACAAAAAAAAAACCACCCUGGGAUUUCCGUUUCUUUUCCUGGCCUUCCCAUCUCUACUCUGGGCUUGUCCACACUUUUGCUUGACCUGUUUUGUGAUCAUGUUGUGUAGCAGUUGAUUCCCCCGGCUCCGAGACCUUUUGUUAUUGCUCUGUGGCUGUGCCUUGUGAAAAUAGGAACUUACCUGCUGAAUCAGAUCUUAUCAGAUAUGCAGAAAAUCUGAAGAGAUUUUGCUUACCAACCUUCUGAUUCAGCAGAUAAGAUUUGUUUUUCUUGAGGCACAGCUGUGGAGGGUAUGAGGGGAAAUCAAUCAGGGCACAAAUAGUGUCAAGAUACAGGGCAAGCAAAAGUAUGAAUAACAAGUUCCUGUUUUAAAAAACAAAAAGCCACGUAUAAUGGGGGAAAUGCACUAGAACGUGUGGGUGAAUGAAUGGCUAAUGGAAGAAAUCAGGAUGAAUGCAGGUCAUUGUCAUAUGUAAGCUUUGCGCAAGCAAACCAGGAUGACUGCUGAAAAACAGGUCAUCAGGAGGAGCCUUUAGACAGAGCCUUGUGGCAGCGGCAGAGGAAGCCGCUUGGGCGCCUGGGGCGGCGCGUCCAGGGACGGGGCACUCUGCCCAUAGGGGCAGGGCGCACCGCAGGGCCUCCGGAGUCUGCCUGCCUCCUCCCGCUCAGCCGCCCUACAGCUGGGGGGGGGGAGGCAGCGGGCAAACCAUUUGGGCAGUGCAGAGCCUGCGUGCGCCACAGCUACCUCUGAAGAGAUGCAUGGCUCGGGCGUGCUGCGGUGAGUGCCGCCCGGCAUUUUGUCACCCCCCUCAGUGGUGACACUUGGAGUGGCUGCACCCCCCUUCCUCCGGCCCUGCCUUGUGGAGACAUUGCAACUUCUGCCUCAUGAAGCUGGGCUUCGUUCUUAGACAGGCAUGUGUGAGCUGUAUGUGGACUGCAACAACAACAAUACUGAAAAUUCCUGCACAGAGAAAACAAGCAUCUCAGGAAGGAUGGGCCUAGCCUAGCCUUCAUCUGACAGUGAACAUCCCAUCAGGAGGGGAGAAAACUGACAAAAGGAUGCUCCAUCAGCACAACUGAAAGACCAGCAACCUCUGGUGCUUCCUUGAACUUAUUCCACCCCAGAAGGUCAUUAGAAAAACUUGCAACUUAACAACGUUUAUUUCCUCCUACUUCCCAAUACUUUUUCUUUAAGAUUGCAAGCCAGGUGAGAGGCAGAGAAAUACCAUCUUGUCUGUAAGAUCACCUGCAGGAGCUACUCUGCUUAUUCCAUGAGUUGACGAACUGGGUCUUAUGUACCCAAGGGAUGGUCAAGCCGGCCCGAACAAGGGCACAUGCCCAGAGGGGAUGCAAAAAUCUCACCCCUGGUUCAGCUCCUGGACGGCAUGUUCUGCGGCCACGUGAAUGGGGUGGCAAGACGCCUCUGCCUUGUGUAUCCAAAUAGAGAGAGAAACAGAGAUGUUUCUCCCACCCCUCCAGCUCUCUCCUCAUUCUACAGCUGUUCGGUGUGGGCAGGAGCCGUAUCCUGGCAGGGCAGGCAGCUGAGAGGAGAAGCAGGGCAGGCAGGCAGGUGUGGAAGGCUAGUGGGAAGGAGCAGGAUCCUGUGCAUGGCUUGAUGUCAAGAGGAGGCUGACAGGUGAAGUGGGAGAAAAGAAGAGGCCACGGGAAAAUGCUGCAGGAAAAGGAAUAGCAAGGCUGCUGCUUUUCAAGGGAAAGCAGCGCUUUAAACAGCUAUGCAGCAGACCUGGGAGGGGGGUGAGGUUUUAUUUGCAUGGAGGUGCAAACGUUGGUGAGGAUUCCUGCAGAUUCCUGAUCAUGAGAAUGGGAUGGCUGCCUUAGGCAGCUGAUUUUGGAUGUCAUGAAAGUUGUUAAUGAUUUUAAUUUAUUACUGCAUAUUUUUUAUGGAGCAGGAGAGGCACUUUUUGGCUUUUCUGCCUCAGCUGCUGGAAGAAACUGGCCACUCCUGCUCAGGCAGCAAAAUAUCUUAGGCCAGCUCUUGAUGAUUCUCAAAAGUUCAGAAGACAAGCAAGAUUUCAUAAAGCAGAAAUUCAUCAAGUUGGUGCUUCUUCAGAUUAAUUAACAGGGAGAAAAGUAAUGUGUCUUUUACCUGUUCUAAUUCUCUCCCUACCCUUCACUUUUGCAAAGAAACAGUGGGCACUUUAAAUUUUGCAGUUUUGUUAAUUCUUAGAAUUUAAGUGCCUUACCUUGGUUCAGAAGGGUUGCUUCUUCACAAUUAUUGUUCCUGGGUUUCUUAUGAAUAAAAAGGUGCACUCUUAAUUUCAGGGUCAUGGGUUCGAGAUGCAUGUUGGGCGAAAAGAUUCCUGCAUUGCAGGGGUUGGACUAGAUGACCCUCAUGGUUCCUUCCAGCUCUGUGAUUCUGUGAAUGCAAGUAAAUAUUUUUGAGUCUGUUCUAUCUGCUGUCGGUAUUUCUUCCUCAAGACUGCUUUCAACAGUGCACAGAUCGUAUGCUAUCUAUGCAUGAGCAUGAACGUCUGAGAUGAGGAUGUUCGUGUCCAUAGACUUUAUGGGUGUAAGCUUCACCAGUCAUUGUAUAGGUCCAAGGGAACUUAUGUGUGUAGGUUCCCCCUUUUAGACAUAUGUGCUAAUAACUGGACAGUAGGGGGCUGCAAGAGCUGUGCUUUGUUUUGCGAGGCAAGAGGCCCUACUCCACAGCACCUUUCUGCCCAUGUUGCCGUGCCAUAGGAGUAAUUUAUGAAGGAUUUUUUUUUGCUGGGGGGCGGAGUCUAUUUGUGGAGGAAUUAGUUAUGAGUAGGAGUAAGGAACUACCUGACACAUGGCAGUGAAGGUCCACCCCAAACCACUGGAAGUACAGUAUACUCUCUCACAAUCACAGCUUUGUAGCUCUAAGGGUGAUAAGUUUUUAGUUUUUGAAAGCUGAGAUUAUCAGGGAGCUGAUCUCUGUGUCCCAUAGUACCACAUUUUACACUUUUUCUUUGGUCCCACUGAGUUAUUGUGUACAUAGAACACCACUUGUAGCUGGUUGCUUCAGGUUAAUUGGCAUCUUGCAAAAGGUUGGAUGAUGCUGUUAUAAUACUAUUCUUUCUUUCUCUCUGACUGGUUGUGCAGUGGCCUCAUAAAUCUGGCUCAUGCUCCUUUUCCAUUUCUUCAUUAACCAGAAAAGUACUCUUGUGUUCAUAUUUGUGGAAACACAAACAUACAAUGUGGUUGUUAGGAAGCAAGAUAAGGAAGAAGUAACAGCCACUAACUUAACAACCUGUUGGUUAGAUUAGUUGCUGGACACUUGGUGUAAUAUUGGGUGAGCUGUUAAGAAAAGAGAUCUGUCUUUAAAAGGCAUAGCUCAGUUCAAAUGGUCUUGUCUUAACUCUGGUGCAUUUCUUUAUCUUCAGUUCAAAUGGCCCCAGAUUUCUUACUUACCAUGGGCGUAGCCGGGGGGGGCAGGGGGACAGCUCCCCCCCCCAAUCAAUACAUAUCUGAGGUUCUCCCCCCCUCCACUAACGAAAGUCUGCCCUCCCCAACAAAUAUCCUGUCUACACCAGUGUUACUUAUGUAAGAAAAUACGGUAAAUUGCAGAGUCAACAGCUCUGUUUUCUUUUAAACAUAAGGUUAGCAAGAUAAAAGGAACAGCUCUUACACACUCAAGUGAUACAGUGCUGUAUAGACUAAACUUUGGUAAGCAAUGAAAUAGCAGUAACAUUCUAUUUCCUCCUCGCAAUACCCUGAGAACAUGAGCUUACUCUGUUCUGGAUGUUUUCUGCUCUUCCCUUGAGUAUGUUUUAAGGCACAGAUUAGCUGAAUAAUGUGAACAGUGUUUGGUGUAGUCUUGCUUGCCCUCUUCUUUGGAAAAUUGGAUGACGUUUAUAUCAGCAAGUCGAUGGCAGACUCAAAAUAUUUGAGUUCAGGGGUCAGUGAGCCAUACAAAAGGCUAAAAGUUUUUCUGCCAUAGUCUCUAUUUCAUUUACAACACAGUUAUGAAAUAUUUUGAGUACCCAGAAAAGAGGGAAGUCUGCCUUGCCAAAUAGUGGUUUCAUUCACUGUAAACAUUGCCUGGGUUUCUGUAGGCUGUUCCAGUCUCCAUUUUCUCUAGCAUAGUUGCAAUGCUUUAAAAUGGUAAUACUAAAAAAAUGGAAACAACUGAGGGAUGGUAUUGGAAUUAGAUAAUAGAGUGCACAAUUCCAGGUGGCAAGUGGGGGAUACCACUUUGUGCAAAGGUCUCUGCAGGUAGAAAGCUAGCUGUGCUAGUUUUUGUUCUUUUGUGUUUUUGUUUCAUUUUGCUUUGCUUUUAUGUGGAUAAGACUUUAAAAAUGGCAUCACCUCAUUUUGUUGCCUGUGUAAACUGGGGUUGCCUCCUAAUCACUGUUGUACUGUUCUCAGCAUCAAGCAGAAUUGCCACUAGCUUUCCACAACGUACUUUCUACAUAUGCAUCCAGUGUGGUGUAGAGGUUAACAGCGGUGGACUCAUAAUCUGGUGAACCGGGUUCGCGUCUCCGCUCCUCCACAUGCAGCUGCUGGGUGACCUUGGGCCAGUCACACUUCUCUGAAGUCUCUCGGCCCCACUCACCUCACAGAGUGUUUGUUGUGGGGGAGGAAGGGAAAAGAGAAUGUUAGCUGCUUUGAGACUCCUUAAAGGGAGUGAAAGGCGGGAUAUCAAAUCCAAACUCCUCUUCUUCUAUAAUCAUCAUGCACACAUAGAGUAAAAGACUUCCUCAGAAUUUGUGUUUCCAUUUUAUAAAUUUAACAUGAGACUGAGUGCAUUUAUUUAUUUAUUUAUGAUCGAUCAGAUUUCUUACCCACCCUUCCCCAGAAGGUCCCAGGGUGGGUCACGGCAGCAAAAUACACAAGUUUGCAUAGCAAGGGUGGGGAGCCAUGUGGGGCAAAGGAAAAUACUUUACCUGUUGUCAUGGUAAGGUCUGGUGACUGAUAGAUGGGAAGCUCCACCCACUUGUCAGAGUGGCUAGCAGGGGUUGGGAAAGGGCAGGAUCCAGUUCGCUAGCUCUGCAUUCAUUAAUCCCCCUGAAGUGGUUACAGUCAAACCUUGGUCCCUGAACACCUCUGUUUUGGAACAAUUCGGCUCCGGAACACUGAAAACCUGGAAGUAAAUACUCUUGCCAAUUAUGAAUGAUUUUCCAAAUAGAAAGAAAAUCUAGAUUCAGCAAGUGCCAUAUCAUGCAACUUGGAGUAAAAGAGCAAAGAAGCUCCUGCUUCUGUUCUUAAAUGUGACUCUUGGAGACUGUCCCACAUCUCUCUGGCUGACCCUUUGUCACGCAAAAGACAUAACUCUUCAGGGGACACAAUAAGCGUUAGAGUUCCUCCCACUCUGGGGUUACUGGAGCUGGGGGGGCGUCUGUUAUCACAUUAAACAGACCCUCUUUUCAUAGCAGGGCUUCUGCAUACUGCACCCAAUCCUGGUAGUUCCCCUUUGAAAGCUUCGGUAUUCCCAUUGCAAACUGAAGAGCUUCCGUCACUUUAGCAUUAGCCAUCUUGUGUCUUUAAAGCAGGCUGCGUCUGUUUACCAGCAGCUGUGUUUCAAAAGCACACUGCAUGAGGCCUUUGCUUAUGCUGAUCAUCUUCUGCAGGCCGGUCAGUGCUUUUGGCUAAAAGUUCAAAGUCCACCCUUACUGCCAAUUGAUUAGGGACUAGCAGGCUUCCUGGGGCAAUGAACACAAACCUCUCAUCAAUCUUCUUGACACGCAGAGACGAUAAGCUGCAUUCUGUUCUGGCAUCUUCUGGGCCCAUAACCCAAAAAUGCCGGCGCCUCCGCUACGACCGAGAUGAAAAGCUCAUCCUCCAGAAUCUCCUCCGAUGGUGAUUAACAACCUGAGCCUUUGAGAGACUUCAAAGAAGUGUGACUAGCCCAACGUCACCCAGCAGCUGCAUGUGGAGGAGCGGGGAAGCGAACCCAGUUCACCAGAUUACGAGUCUACCACUCUUAACCACUACACCACACUGGCUCCUGAACAUUUUAAAUUUGAUUUCCCGCUCACUUUUUAAAAGAUGUUUCUAGUCCUUAAGACUUCAAGUGCGUGCCCAACACUUGCUGAAAUCUCAAAAGCUACUGAUUGAGUUCCCUUUAUAUUUCUUUGUUAGCAAAAUCAGAAAGAAUUCUGCAAAAGUAAAAGAGGGGCUAUGUAAAUUUGAUUGUUUUGCAUAAUAAUGCAUGCAGGUCACAUAAUUUUGAUUACCUGAUCACAUUUAAACUUUUUUUUUUUACAGUGAGGUUACACAAACACACAAGCUAACAUGUACCAUGCUGUGUGUAACCCUAGUCAGCAACUAGUAGAACUUUAUUAUUUUAUUACAUUACAUUUAUACUCUGCCUUUCUUCUGUUAUAUUCUUAUGUUCCAGUCAAUCAUUUCCUAUCCUUCCUUACAGUACAAAUAAGAAAAAUUGUAUGUGUCCUAUCCUAUCUCAGUUACUUAGGCUGUGUCAAAUUCUUCCUCUUAUAUGACAGGGCUCAAGUGAAAAACAAAAGCCUCCAUUAUUGCUGCUGGCAAUUUUGCCUCUGGCUGCCAGAGAUGAUUGCUGCCCGCUGCUGCUCUGCCUCCCUCCCUUUCAGUCCAGCUCUGCACUUAGACACCUCUAGUGCCUGCUUGGCCAGGAUGGUGCCAUCUGCCUUCCUUGGAUUUACUUCAGGUUUUGACUUUUUAAAAUCUUAAUGGAAUAGGCUCAAACAGGAGCAUAAGAGUUGGAAAGACUGAGCACCCAGAGUUUUUUAUAUAUAUAUAUAUAUAUAUAUAUAUAUAUAUAUAUAUUAUUUUUAAAACAACUUUUAAAGGUGGCUAGCAUGAAAAUUCCUGGAGCUGCCUAUCUAAAAUUUGGAAGGUUAAUCCCCUCUAUUAUAGGGGCUACUAUGUCUCCAUAUUACAUAGAUUUUUAAAAAAUAAAAAAAGUUACAGCUGUUUGGGUUUCCCAAUGCAAGUCAAUGUGAUUUCCAAUUAAUUGGUUUUUUUGGAUCGUGACAUGGAUUAGGGAGUCUGCUCCUGAUUGCCCCGAGUUGAGACUGAUCCAAAGUACUGAAACAGGUCUUAAAUCAGAUCAGGUGUGUUUUGUGUGUACAUUGACAGCCCUAGUAGACUGUCCUUUGUUACGCAGCUUCCUCCUUAAAAACUUCUAUCAGUUGGAUUCUUUUGUUUGUUUGUUUGUUUGUUAAAAUUUUACUCAUUUUCAAUAACAAUCUUCUAAUUAAUGACAAAUCAAAUCAAUCCAAAUUACAAUAAUAGCAAUAUGCCAAUUAUAUAUUCCAAUUAUAAAUAAAAUAAUUGAGACUUCCCAUGUUCCAGAUGUCUAGAGAUAAUCAUCCUCAUUCAUAUCUCUGCAUUUUUGGCUAUUUUUCAAAUUCAAAACUAAUAUUAUCCAUCCUUAUUCUCAAUCUGAUCAGUCGUUGUUUCUGUGGCUCACAUCUUCUGUAGCAAAGUUUUUAUAUUGUUAACACACAGGAGGCAUCCCGUCCCCCCAUCAUCUUAUUCUCUAUCCAAUUAUUUUGGUAUUCAGUCCUCUUAUCUCUCCUUUGUUCAUCAAGUUCUCAUUAAAGGCACCAGGCUUCAUUCCAAAAAUAGAGUUUAUAAAUGGCAAGUCAACAAGUUCUCUCUGAUGUCUCUUAAUGAGCUGGUAUCCAUAUAUGUCUGUAUAUAAUGCUGUGUUGUGGGGCAUGCUUCCCGGCUGUAUAUUAUGUGAAAAUUAUUUGAAUUCCUCCAAGAGCAAAAGCCCCCCCCCCCGCACUCCAGGCCAUGAAAGAGCUGGCAGGGAUCCGGCGCUCUCCAUCCUCCUGUCCACAAUUUUUGUCCACAAUUAUGUAUAAAAAUAAUCCAUACAAGCAGAUGUAUUUUAGAAACAAAACACACCCCAAGUCCAAGGGAGCUCUUUUCCAUAAGAAUUCCUUUUUUUAGAACUGCACAAUAAUGAUCACCAUUUUGGUUCCGUCUUCAGUCCAAGCUGCCAUAUCUGAUCUUAUUUUGCCAGCUCUGAUUCUAAUUAGAGUCUGCUGAGGCCUGUGCACCAUACAUUCAAUUAAAAUUUUCACCUCUUGUGUUUCAUUUAAGUAAUUAAAUUCUUUCUGGAUGAGCUUUGCCAAAUCAUGAUGUAAUAUAACAAAUAAGGAAAGAUAGUGGUCACUCACCUAUUUAACCCACGUUUCAAGAUGAGAGUCUGUUUGAUGUCCGAAAUUCAGCAUCCAAUGACUGUAUAAUUUGGCAGUUUUUCCCCUUUUUUUCCCUCCAUCUGGAACAUGCCUGUUUCUCCCCCAAAUCUUAUUAUUUUAUAAACCAGGUGUCUCCUGCAUGUAGGAGUGGCUCUGGAGAGUGCCAGCCAUGCUGUGCUCUUAGACCCAGCAUCCCUGCAGCUUGCACCUCAAUGCGAGCCGACAGAUCACGGAUGAUCUGUGGGUCUGUGAGACAGUCCUCCCCCACCCCGGGCAGUCUGCCAGGGCUAAUUACCCCCAUAUCAACCCUGAAUUACUGGCACGGCUGGGGUCCGUUCAUGUGGGAGGCAGCCAUUUUCCACAGCAGGAAGUCGGAAGUCCCUAUCAGUUGGAUUCUUGUAUUGACAUGGAGUUGCCUGAGAUUACCUUUAAGGUCCCUUCAAACUGUGAUUCUAACUUAGAAAUAAUAUCUUAACAUUGCCAUGGUUUCUAUCUGACUGGAGAAGUAAAAUUUGAUUCAUGUUACGUUUCAGUAUUGUUUUUAUUUACUGUAUUUGCUAACGAGUAUUGCUUAUAGAGUCUCCGGUGUUUGGUGUAAGGAGUACCUACCUUAGUAUAAUUGUGUCGGUGUAAGGCCCAUUACUUAAUUCUGAGUAGAGUUUCAUUAGAAUGCCCUCCCUUAGAUCUAUGUGUUUGAGUGCCACUUUUAGGCACCAGGGUAAACAUGGUUUUAUUUUAAUCCAGUUUACUAUGCUUUUAUUGACUGCUGCUUGAAGAGUUGUUUGUGCUUAUAAGAAGUGGAUGCUUUGUAACUUCAUUUGUUCUGCUGUGGACUUUAUUCUGUUAUGAUGUGCAUGCUUUUAUCAUAAACAUUGAAAGUUUAUAAAGUGGCAAAAUCCCAUAAAAACAGCUAAAAAUGUGAACCCACCUGGUGCUUUUGGAUAGAAAGAAACCUUCACCAAAAGUUUAGCUCAAGUCUCAUAAGUUUGUCAGCGUUGCUUCCACCACAAUCCCUAAUUGCGUAGGCGGAGCUUCGUGUGGUAUUGUAACCAUCAGGCCUAAUCAUAAUGUCACGUUACUGUUACAGCUGAUGGUAACUUUCACAUAACAAGCUGUUAGUGUGAUAAAGACAAUUUGGUCUCUAUGAAGUCAAAUUAAAAGAAACUUAAAUGCUAGGGGUGCCAAGAGCUUCAGUAAGGUUCCCCAUUCCAUCCAAAGUAUAUUAGGAUGGAACCUACAGAAAACUGAGGUCCAUUUUAAUACAUUUUUUAUUAGAAAAAUCAAGCUAUUCUAGCUGCACUGUUACGGAUUAGCAUAAAACAUAUAUGUCUUAAAGUUGAUUUAGUGCUACCCAAGAAAAAGAACAAAAGCAGGGAAAUAUGAAACAUCUGCAAUGUGUUUAAUUCUUAGUUCUCCUCUUUCUCCUUGCAGAAGAGUCUGCAUGUGUGUCUGUGGCAGGUAAUUGCCACUUCUUCAGUGCAGAGAAUUCCCUAAGAAAAGUGAUCAUACCUUUGGAAUUAUAACAAUAACAAACAUGUAUGCAGAGUUUGAGGAAACUCCAUUGUGCUUUGAUCACAGAGAGGCUUUCAAACCACCAUAUUUUCAUGCCCACUUGUUGCAUCCUGAUAAUUAAGUAUGUUACUUGAUCUUGGCAAGCUUCUGCAAAUGGAAGUGGGAGAGAGCCUGCUUUUUGCAAGCAAAGAUCCGGGAGGUAUUUGGUUACUGGAAAACAAAAGCAAUUUGGGUUUUCUCAACCACAAACAGCUUUUGGCGCCUUAAGUUGGUUUCAUAGAAACUCCUAUCUGAGAAUUGCAGCCACAAGUAAUAAACUGAACAAGCCAGCACUGGAAAAGUUGCACGCUGUAUUAAUGUGGGGAAAUAUCCAGAAACCACCAACUAAAUAAAACAGCUGGAUUGUCUUUUAACUGACACCCUGACUUUCCAUUGAUGUAUCCUCUCUGUUCUACAAGCUAACAAAGGGAACCAAGGAUAUUCUCACUCUGUUAAAUAAUCCCAAAUUUAGCCAUAUAAUCGCAUCUGUUAAUUUGCAAAAGGGUGGAGUUCCAAGUAGACAGCAUAGCAUAAUAACCUUAUUAAUUUGUUGGGGGGGGUGUGUGUUUCCAAGCUGGAAAACAAUACAUCUAAAACAAAAUUGGCCUUUCACCCUGUCCUUUCCCUGCUGCAAGGACAGCCAACGUAAUACCCUCCAGAUGUUGUUGGUCUACAGCUUCCAUCUUCCUUGACCAUUCGUCAUGCUGGCUGUGGAUGAUGGGGAGUCCAGUAACAUUUUGAGGGCACUACACUGGCAAUGCUGAUCCACUGUUUGUUUCUGCAUUGUCCUUUGCCUACACUGGAGUAAGCAGCUGGGGGAGCCAGUGCAAAAUCUGGGCCCACCUCUGUGUUAACUAUUUGGUCCUGCCAGUGUGGUGUGAAGAAGUGCAGCAACAGUGCUGGCUAGCUGGCCGCACAGCUCCUAUUGCUGCCCCCAGUGGCGGAGGAAGAGGGGGCGCGGGAGUGCACCGCCCCCGGCAGCGCGAUCCCGGUGGGGUGCCAUUGUGGCUCCCUCCCCCCCCACUGGGCACCACACCCCCACAGGUGGCGUGCCACGCCCCCAGGACAGUCACCACGCCCCCCGGGACGCACGCCAGCCGCGCCCCUGCCUGCUCUCCGCCCCCCCCCCCGGAGCAUGAAGCUCCGCCACUGGCUGCCCCUUCCAUCACAAAUGACCUGCAGGAUAAGAGCUCAUCCAGGCUUCCUUCUGCACCAUGUUUUUAGGCACGGGUCCAGGUUUUCCAGGUCUACGCCCUACCUAGCGUUCUUCUUCUUUUUGUCCCACCUCUUUCCCCAGGAAAACUGAUCUUAACUACUGAAUCAGGACAAAUGGUAAUUGGGUUUCCCGUUUGCUCCGAUUCCGCAGUACAACACAGGUUUUCACAGGGAAAGCGCCAGAGCAAAAAACCAAAAGGCUCAGACCCAGACCCAGAAAUCCCAGAUCUGUGCCCAGAAAGGUACUUUAGGAUGAGCCCAAACUCAUUGCUGGCUGGGGACUUGUAGCAAAACUAAAACCCUCUAAGCAGUUUGCAGACUCUGUAGGUUUUUUUGGGGGGGGGAGGGGGGCAAGAGUGUAUACCAUUUUGUUAAAUAUAUAUAUAUAUAUAGUCACCUUUAUAGAGAAGUACAGCCUUUUUUGUUCAGUACUGGAAUAAUAAAAUACAACUCAGCAAAUCCAUAUACCUUGCUAGGGGAAAUUUCCUAAGUAAUCCUAAAUAAUUAAGGACUGUAAGACUAAUAAAUUUGAGAAAUGAUCAUAUUUAUCUAUUGUAUAAUAUUGCAAUUUAUGUGAAUGGUGAAACAUGCAGUAGAAAUAUCCUGUAUCAGUUCAUUCACUGUUUUGGAAUGGUGUUUAUGAUUUUUUGUGUGUCUAUGCAGUAGAAAUAAAAUAUACAGUAAUAAUCCACACAAAAAUAGUAACUUUUUAUUGUCUUUAAUUAGCUAAAUCCAUAAAUACCACUUCAAGAUAGGCAGAAGGGGGAAAGGUUAAUAAAUGAGGCUGUGUCUUUGCAAUCUUGCGUGCUCUCUCUCUCUGUUACAGAAUUGCUUGUUUUCCAUGUGUGCAGAUGCAAGGAGGACAUAAUAUGAUUAGAAAUGUUACAUAAGAAGACAGUCGUGAUAUUCUUGAUAGCUGUAGUUGGGUCUUCAGCUAACCAUAGUUAGCCCAAAUGAUAAGGUUGUAUCCAACUAAGUUAUACUCAGAGUAGAAACAUGAAAAUGAACGAACCUACCGUAAGUUAGCCAUGCCCAUUAAUAUCAAUGAGUCUGCUCUGAGUAGGACUAGCAUUGGCUACAACUUCUAGUUUGCAAACACUCUUCUAACCACAGUUCCAAACUGUAUAGCAAAGUUUAGUUGGAGGGGGAAGCCAGGUACAUCGACUGAUAUAUCUGUAUACUGCCCUUAUUUUACAUCCUUGACGAUUGGUGCUGAAUGUGUGUACUGAUUCAGUUGACAAGCAUGUUGUAUGAAAUAGGUAAGUUCUGUAAUGGCCCAUUCACAUAUGCAUGAAUGAUAUUUCAGCCACCAUGUGACUUAAUGUACAUGUUUGACUCACCUUGAUGUCUUCUUAAAACUGAAACUGGGGCUGUUGUUUCCUUCAGGUGGAUUUGCUGAAUUUUCCAGUUGUUUCCCUGGCCUUUGUGAAGGAAAAUCUAUUCUGGUGCCUUCUUGCAUUUCUCAACCCUGCUUACCAGUCUCCAACACUGGGCCAACACGGAUUCUUCCUCACCUUUACCUUGGGUGCCAGCGGGAUGUCCUCAGCAAGGUGGGUGCCCGGAAAUAAUAUGGCCCCUAUUAAGUGACUCAAAGGACAAUCUCCCCCUGGCCUUGCAUUUUCAUGCGAUACUCACCAAUCAGUUACCUUGACUUCUUUCGCUGUCAAGCUGAAUUAAUUUCCCUUAAUUGGUGAUAUUAUCACUUAACCAACUCUGAUUUUAAAAAAUAUGUUUUUAACAGCAAAUUUUCACAAUUCUGAAAAGUUUUCUCCGUAAGAAGAACUUGCAUUUAACCUGUAUGACAACACAAUGCUACAUAGCCAGACAAAUAUAGCUAAGUGAUACCACUGAUAAAAUGAGAGUGACACCAAGAGAUGAUAACAUAGUGUGGUGAACAUUUGCAUGAAAAAAUAAUUGAAAAGGGAUUUGUUUGUUUGUUUUACACUGCCAAAAAUAUUUGUGAAAACCAGGAAUAGUUUUGGGUCCCCUCAAAUAUAUUUUCAAUUAACAUUCUCUUUCUUAUAUUGAUCUGUACGUGGUGAGACUUGUAACAGCUGGCAUUGGCUUCCUUUCUUUAAUAGGAGCUGAUGCAGCAAAACGACAUUGGCUACGUAUUGAACGCCAGUAAUACUUGCCCCAAGCCUGACUUUAUCCCGGAAUCCCACUUCUUAAGAGUGCCUGUAAAUGACAGCUUCUGUGAGAAAAUCUUUCCGUGGUUGGACAAGUCUGUGGAUUUUAUAGGUAAAAAGAUGGUGUCUCUUUUAAAAAAGAAAAAGGAAACCUAUGCCAAAUGAUUUACUUCCACUAAAUGUUUUUCAAGCAGAAACAUGUUUGCUUGACUCCGCGCUGCUUGCAUGACUUCUCUCUUCUCACAGUAUGGCUGACACGUCUGAUGGGGUGGGAUGCUUUCAGCAUGAAGCCCAAGAGGUUCGCAUUCAGGUGGGCCUGCAGAAGGAUGGGCCCCAGAGGCACAGGAAGCUGCUACAGCACCAAUGGCUAUGACUUCCUGUCCAACUGUCCACUUACCACUGAAAAUUAAAAUUUGAUUAUUCAUAUGCAGGUGUGAAGAAGCCAGUGGCAAUAUGAACCUGUAUGUAGUAUCACGUUGAGAGUCCUGGAUGUAAAUAAGUGGGGAGGACUGGUGGUAGCCAUUGAAGUUGGAUCCCAGGGUGAAAUCUAGUUGGCCUAGAGCAGUUUACAUGUUCCUUUUUAUUUUUAUUAUUUUUUAUAUCAUUCCCAUUUUUCUAUUUGCAUAUCAUACAUUACCGUCAAAUAUUCUUUCCAUAUAGACUUCCCAGCCUAGCCUUCCAUGGCAUUUGUAAUAGAUCUAGUAUCGCUGUAUAUCUGUCAGGGACUAGGCAGAGCAGGAAUGGUGAGACCGCCUCUGCAGCCUGACCCUUCCAGAGAAGAAGACAGUUCAAAAUUACCACAGGGGUUUGAGGGAGGUCACAGCUCAGAGGAAGAUGAGGGGGAAAGUUGGGAAAUAAUGGGAGAGGAGGAGGAAGCAGAGCUGGAGCAGCAGCUGGCUGACAUGUUAUCACUAGAAAGCAUUCCAUGCCCUCCAUCUCCCAGAACCUGGCGAGCCAUAAAAGUAGGAGAGCAAACGGCACAGAAGGAUGACGAAUGAGGACGUGGGAGAGAAUGGGAGUGGAGAUUUCCUCGGGAUGCCAUUAUUCCAAGAGGCUGCAUUCACAAGCCUCUCUCUGGAAAUAUUGAAUAAAACCAGAUUGUAAAGACUUUUCCUUGUCUUAUCUAUUCCUGGCAACCUGCCCUGGGAUUGGUUCCUCUGCUGCCUGACAAUAUCCAUAUAUUAAUCCACCCUACUUUUUCUUUCCUAGUCCUUCUUUGUAUUUAAUUGUUGUUCAGAGAAUUACCCCUACUUGUAGUUUUUAGUAUCAAUUUUGUUUAAGGGCUCCCCAAAAGUUUCCCAUUUGCCAUUUAUUUGUUUUCCAUCCUGAUUCCUUAUUUUGGCUGUCAUGCUCACAAGUUUGGCAUAUUCUGUCAAUUAAUACAGCCAUUGUUCUUUUGUUGGUAUUUCUUCUUCCUUCCAACUUUUAGCAUAGAGUAUGCUGGCUGCUGCUGUGACAUAGUCUUUGGGGGAGCUCAUCACCAAUUAUCGCUAAUACAAAGGCUUCUGUUUUCUUUGGAAAUGUAUUUUUUAAUUUUAAAAAAUUGAGCUCAUCGUAGACCAUCUCUCAAUAUUUUUGGGAAUAUUUACACUACCCAUAUGUAUGAAAGAUCCUUCAAUCUCUUCACAUUUCCAGCACAGUUUGUUUUUGUUUUUUAAAAAUUUCUAUAUCACUUUCUAUUUAGAGAAUUUCAAGGUGGUUCACAUUAAAACUUUAAAACAGCACUGAAAUAACAGUAUUGAAAUAACAGUACUGUGUCACAACAUCCACAGUGGGCAGCGGCAAUGAUCAGGGUGUUUUGGGUAUAGGUUGAAAACCUACUAGCUGGAGCUCACUUCCUAUCGAUAGGAAGACACAAGGUAGGCAGCACCAAAGUUCAUCUUGUGGAUGCUUCAGGGUCCACAUACUGUAGCUCAACCAGGGGAGCCUCAUGCAAAGGUUUUAUUGAAUGGGCAGGUCCAUAUGCAAGAAGGCAUUCUCUCAAGUGACCUGGUCCCAGGUUGUUUAGGGAUUGAUAAAUCAGUAAUAAAACCUUAAACUUUGCUCAGAAGCUAUGCAAGAAGUAAAGAAAAUAGGAGAAAGUGGAAGUGAGUUGCUUUCCUCUUUCCUUAGGCUAUGUGUGAGCAUGCGAUGUGGGAGUGGACACCUCUUACCUCACUUACAGGAGAGAGGCAGAACUCCUCCUGUUGCACAAUAUCCUGGAAAUGCAGAAAAGGGGCAUGUCCUCUCACUCACUCCCUGUUUUGAUCCUUCCUCAUAUCUUGCAAAGCUACCAAAUAUCCACUUUGUAUGAAUUAAUAUCACCUACAGAGCCUUAAGUGGUGAGUGAUUAUCAAGAGCCAUCAUGGCACCAUGAUAGGCCUCUUGGGAUGCAUGGGUGUUGAUUCUGACCUGCUGCCUCAAAAUACUUACCUGUAUUUGGAGUCUGCUCCAUCUUCCCAUCUUGCUUGGCUAAUCAGUGAGCCAUGUAAGAUUAGGCAAUGGGCCAGAAUCAGCUGGGAGGGCACAAAUUGCAUGCUUCUCAAAAAGGAAUCGGGAAAUGGCAUUUUUCUAGAGACUACGCGGGUGGUGCUGUGGGUUAAACCACAGAGCCUAGGACUUGCCGAUCAGAAGGUCGGCAGUUCGAAUCCCCGCGAUGGGGUGAGCUCCCGUUGCUCGGUCCCUGCUCCUGACAACCUAGCAGUUUGAAAGCACGUCAAAGUGCAAGUAGAUAAAUAGGUACCGCUCCGGCGGGAAGGUAAAUGGCGUUUCCGUGCGCUGCUCUGGUUCGCCAGAAGCGGCUUAGUCAUGCUGGCCACAUGAUCUUGGCCAAUAAAACAAGAUGAGUGCCGCAACCCCUGAGUCGGCCACAACUGGACCUAAUGGUCAGGGGUCCCUUUAGCUUUACCUUCUUAUGCCCUUACUGGAGACUGUGUGUAUUGCCUGAAUAUAUACACAUCUCCCAAGGCCUGUUGGUGAUUAUGUAUAUUGACUGGAAAAUGUGCACAGUUUCCUCUUCAUGGAAGGAUUAUGUGCAUAUUCUUAAUGAGUCUUGGUGCAUGUGAACAAUGGCUGGUGGUUAUGGACAUUAACUGCUCCGCCUUCAUUUCCCCUCAGCGUACUUCUUCAUUUUUUUCAGGUAACAAUCACAUUUUUUUGGACCAUCUGUGCUAGUUGCCCCUCCAUGUUGGCAAUCUGAGUCUGGGGGCUGAGAGGGUGGAGACAAGUCAGCCCUGCAGGCAUUUAGGCAGGAUUAUAUGUAUGUUAAUGGAUGGUGAAAAGAGGCAGCCGCUUGUCGCAAGACCUUCAAUAUCUCCAUAUCUUCAAUAUCUCCAUAGCUUGAUUUACUUAAACAGUUCCAAGGAUUAUUACCAGUGUUCAAUGCAUUCUUAGGUUUUGUCAUAGUUGAUGGUGCUUAGCAUUUCAGGAUAAAACUGCACAUGUGAAGCCACCAUGAGAGCAGGGAGAUAUGCUUCUUAAAAAAACUAGCUGAAAAUGGCUAUAUGCUGCAAUUUAUGGAUUUUUAUUUUUGCCUGCGGAUCCCUGGGAGAUUAAACAGAUUUUUCUCAUUUUCAGCAUCUUUUAGAGCACUAAUGAGUGGUUUCCGCUUUCUUUCGUUUCCCACAGAAAAGGCAAAAGCCUCAAACGAUCGUGUCCUAGUCCACUGUUUAGCUGGGAUAUCUCGCUCUGCCACCAUCGCUAUUGCAUAUAUAAUGAAAAGAAUGGAUAUGUCAUUAGAUGAGGCCUACAGGUAAGGAAGAAGGGUCCUUUUCUUGAGGAAACCAACACAAAGAGCUGACUUCAAAUAUUCUCAUGGCCUCAGCUGCUUUCAAUGGUUUCAGUGUGAUUGGGGCAUGCAUGCCCAGAAGCCGUUAAAUAUCGUGUUUUUCCUGGGCAUUGUGUGAAACUUGCCGGUAAUUGGUAGCUCCUGGACUCAGCUGCUUUUUGAAAGUGAAGUCCAGGACUGUGUGUUGAUGCUUGGCCCACAAUGGGCCCUGCAUGGAUUCAGUAACGUUUAUUUGAUUGGGCUUCCUAUGUAAAUGGAACAGUAAGUGUGCAGUAAGUACUCUACAGCAAUUCUGCCAGCAUCUGGGAGAUAUCUCCCCAGCCUUGCCAUUUAGACCCCGUUUACCUUAUUCUAUAUAACUGUAAUGCAAGCCCACCUUUCUUUUCAAGGGACUAUGCUGUGCACACACCACUAUUUGUGCACCUACAAGACAAAGGUGACUGAAGUAUCACCACACAUACCUGUAUACAUACCUGUUCAAAUGAUCAACAUUUUUUUUAAAAAAAAACACACCAUCCUGAGGAAAAUGUAGAGGAGACUACUUCUGUAGCAGCUCUCCUCUUCAAGAAUGAAUUAUUGCUAUAGUGGUGAAUAGGUACCUCUGUGGCAGGAAGGUAAACGGCGUUUCCGUGCGCUCUGACACUCAUCACGGUUCUCCAUGGGCCAGCAGCGGUUUAGUCAUGCUGGCCACAUGACCCAGAAAACUGUCUGUGGACAAACGCCGGCUCCCUCGGCCUCAAAGCGAGAUGAGCGCCACAACCCCAUAAUAGUUGCCUUGGACUGGACUUACCCAUCCAGGGGACCUUUACUUUUCCUUUUUACAUGAGGUUCUACUGGUCAAGGGGUUGGGGUUUUGCAAUAGUUUCUGGUCCUUCCCAAAGAUGAGUUGAUUGUCCUGAGCAGGAAAACUUUCUGCAUAAAUUGUGCUUAGCACUGCUGCUACUGUUACAAUGAUGCUUCAGAAUGUUCCACUAACAGAAAAGACAGCUUCCUGGUCCAGUGAGUUUGCAAUCUAAAUUACAAAUAUGAGGGAGAAGGGGAUGGGGAAAAUGGGUUAGUUUGUGCAAAGGCAGUUAUGUGCCUAGGAGAAGAUGAAGACUAAGGGGUAAAACCAACACUUUCAAGGGUAGAUUGGAGGAAGAACUUUAAGGAAGGAGGAUGCUCCAGCUAUAGGGGCUGUCAGGGUUGCUUGAGGGAAUAGGAGAAUUUUGGAUAGCAGGAGGUAAAUUUGCUUAAUGUGUGCACCUUACCUUGGUAUAGCCUAGUGUGCAACACAUGAGCUCUGGUCAGCCUCAGCUCAUGGCUUGCAUUCAGAAUUCAGUUGUGGUGUCAUAGGCUAAUGGAUUGGCUGAACUCUUUUUUUUUUAAUAAACACACAUUUCUGUUUAGAUUCGUAAAAGAGAAGAGGCCAACAAUUUCUCCCAACUUCAACUUCCUUGGCCAGCUUCUAGACUUUGAGAAGAAAAUCAAGAACCAAAGUGGCCAACCUGGAUCCCUUAGCAAACUGAAGAUUAUGCAUUUGGAAAAAAGCAGUGAUCAUGGACUGAGACUGGACAGCGGGCAGAGCAGCAGCAGCAGCAGCAGCCUUUCCUCUUUCCCGCUCUGUGCUACAUCUACCUCGGAGACUGUGGAGCAAAAGCCAGUGGAAUCUGGAAACCACGCAGGUUCCCCUUUGCUGUCAUCAGAGGACAGCCCAUUGGUACAAGGCAUAAUUGGACUAAACAUAUCCUCGGACAAAGUUGAAGACAAUAACAGGCUAAAGCGGUCGUUUUCCUUGGAUAUAAAAUCUGUGUCCUGUGUGGCAACCAGCACCUGUGUUGCUGCUUCAGGAGAGGGCUACCCCUCCUUGGAGGACACACUGGAAUAUUACAAGCAUUCAGCCACCUUGGAAGGUGGAGCCAAACUAUGCCAGUUCUCCCCUGUACAGGAGGUCUCAGAACAGACUCCUGAAAGCAGCCCCGAUAAAGAGGAAGCAAAGCUUCCAGAGAAGUCCCAGAAUACCUGGCUGCUGGACAGCCACAGCAAAUGGCAGCACUUGGGGAGAACCGCUAGCACCACCCAGAGGUCACUCUUGUACCCACUGCAUCGAAGUGGCAGCAUGGAAGACAACUAUAAAACUAACUUCCUCUUUGGCCUUUCCACCAGCCAGCAGCAUUUGGCCAAGUCUGCCGCUGGGCUGGGCCUGAAGGGCUGGCACUCAGACAUCUUAGCCCCACAGGCUUCCGCGACACCUUUGGCCAACAGCUGGUAUUUUGCUACGGACACCUCUCGCUUUUACUCUGCAUCGGCUAUAUAUGGGAGCAGCACAGCCUAUUCUGCCUACAGCUGCAGCCAGCUGCCCACGGGGUGUGAGCAAGCCUAUGCCGUUCGCAGGAGGGAGAAGCAUGGAGACAGGGGGGACUCGCGGCGCAGCUGGCAUGAGGAGAGCUCCUUUGAGAAGCAGUUCAAGAGAAGGAGCUGCCAGAUGGAAUUUGGGGAGAGUAUCAUGUCCGAGAACAGGUCCCGAGAGGAACUUGGGAAAGUGGGCAGCCAAUCUAGCUUCUCAGGCAGCAUGGAGAUUAUUGAAGUAUCUUGA
Podarcis lilfordi (Lilford's wall lizard) is the source of this 21631-nucleotide messenger RNA. NCBI's taxonomy places the organism in Eukaryota, Metazoa, Chordata, Lepidosauria, Squamata, Lacertidae. The record is from the annotation of a GenBank genome assembly.